Theobroma cacao (cacao) is the source of this 717-nucleotide messenger RNA. The record is from RefSeq and is a predicted model, not a curated record. Lineage: Eukaryota; Viridiplantae; Streptophyta; Magnoliopsida; Malvales; Malvaceae.
ACCAUCAAGAGAACAGACAACCAGACAGAAAGCUUUCAUUCAAUUCCAACGGCAUGCAAAUUGUCUAUAUAAGAUCAAUGCCUCCCUGCUUUUCAACAUAGCAAAAACAUGGUCAUGGCUUGUAAAACUUGUUCAAUGUUGUUGUUGUUUCUAAGCCUGGUUCUGGUCAUCAACCUUGUGCCUCAGAGUGAUGCAGCUCGCCGGCUUGCGGACGAGAUGAUACCCAAAGAUCACGUGGCCGGACUGGGAAAGAAAGAGGAGGCCAAGAUGAAGAGCUUUGGGGAGAUGAAGAACUCGCCAUCCUUUCCCUUUCCUUUACCAUUUUCCUCACCGGACAUGCCGUUUGCACCACCCCUUCCUCAAGUUCCGAUUACCCAGCUCCCUCCAUUCCCAUUUCCACCUCCCUUUGGUGUUCCUCCAUUCCCAUUUCCACCUCCUUUUGCUGUUCCUCCAUUCCCAUUCCCACCUCCCUUUGGUGUUCCUCCAUUCCCUGGUUUUCCUUUCCCUCCUGUCACUUUUCCUCCCAUCCCUUUCUUCUCACCUCCUCCUCCAUGAUUAUUAGUUGAAUAAGUUUUUAGUUAUGUGACAAUCAUCUUCUGCUUGUAAACUCUGGGUUUUAAUCAUGUUCUUUUGCUAGUUUACCUCUUCUGCUGUUUCAUGUUCCUUGCCUGUAUUUGCAUAUGUGCUAAGUGGAAAAAUGUUUCUUUUGAUAAAGUA